AUGAGGAGAGCGAGUCCGAGAUUGCAAGAACCGUCGCCAUCUGCGGCGUCCGUGUCGGCUCUGGCGGCUCCGGCUCCAUGGUUUGGGCUGCAUCCUGCCGGACCCACCACGCGUACCAGCCGCGCGGCGGCCUUGUCCUGCCUCGGACGCCUCUGUAGUGUCGUCGUGCUUGCCAUAUUAGCUAGUAGUCACGUACAUCGUGUUUGGCAGCAGUAUCCGGAGUGGCUUCCCACGUCGUCGCGCAAUGCCACUGCGUCCAUCACUCUGGACUCCGCAUCAAUUCACGCACACACCGGACUCGUCCAGGAGUCGCACCACCCGAACGACGGAUUCCAGCGCGAAUCGGUCUCGUCGUCGGUUUUGGGCGAUGCGUACGACGAACAAGGUCGGGCGGGGUACGUGGCGGAUCCCACCGCCUUGCGGCGCGAGCGGCAACGGUUUCGACACGCGAGGACCCGGGAGGCGUCGGAAUCCGGGGCAACGGAACCAUCAAUCGAAGAUUCGUCGGAUUAUUGGCACAUUCUGGAAAAUUUCGUACCGUUCCGAGCAGACCAGGAUCCGUUGCUCAACUCGCGGAAUCAUCCGUUGCGUGCCAACGUAUCUUCCGAUUAUGUGUGUGCGUUCCCCCCGGGUCGGGGACUCGAAGAGGAAGGUGGGUACAAGCUCUUGACGGAAAAGAUACGACUCCAGACCGUGCACCGUCGAAACACUACCACCACGCCGCGACUGUUGUGUGCCGUGUACACGUACCCACGAAUGCGAGAUUUGGCUCGAGCGUCGGCAUUGUCGUGGGGAUACCAAUGCGAUGGUUUCUUGGCCUUUACGACGGAAACGAUUCCGUCCUUGGGCUUUGUCCAUCUAUCCCACGCUGGCAAAGAGUCCUACCGGAACAUGUGGCAGAAGACGCGGUCCAUCUGGUCCUACAUUGCUCGACACUACGCGGACGAUUACGACUACUUUCAUUUGGGUGGGGACGACAUGUACGUGCUGGUGCCGAAUUUGCGAGCCUUUUGGCAAGACGAGAUUAUCCCAGACAGCAUGGGUACUGGUUCCGGUGCCGGCCAGGACCAAGCCAUCUUUACGGGUCAACAAGUAGUGUUGCGUGAGGGGCAGCGUCCCUACGUCUCGGGUGGUCCGGGAUACACAAUGAAUCGUGCCGCCUUGCAUCGUUUGGUGAACGAGGCCUUGCCGGAGUGCGAGGUGGAUACGAUUGCCUCGCACGAAGACCGUCUAGUCUCACAGUGUUUCGACCGCAUCGGGAUAAAACCGUGGGACAGUCGUGAUGUACCCACCGGAUCCCAGCGCUACCACGACUGCUCACCACACCACUUGUACACGUUCCGUGCGGUGACUUCGUCCGGUCGCGGCCGCGGUUCGUUCCACGCGCGUGCGGCCGCCUACUGGGCGAGCCAGCCGCGGUUGGGUUCGAUGGUCGGAACCAACGAGACGACGGGUCCACGGUACGGCUUGGCAGCGGCCGCCACCCACAGUAUUUCCUUUCACGACGUGCACAAUCCGCUGUACGUGGCACGCAUGUACGCGUUGCUGCAUCCCGGGAGUUGUCCGUCCGCGACGGCGCUCGGCCGUGGACUCGCGCAGAGUCACGGGCAUCGUGCGGCGGGGGGGUACUACAGAGAUCGAGAACGAACGGUUGGGGUUCUCGGGCGCGAGGGUGGGGGUUCCAUGCGAUCGUCUCCUUCCCUGGAGCCCGUAGGGAGGGUUGGCGCGUCGGCCGAAAAUCGAGUCUCGCACGGCGCGCGGCCCAAUGACGGCCGGCGUACACGACAGACCGGUUUCGGCCUACCGCGAGACAUACGCGCCAUCUCGGCACACCGCGCGCGGCAGCACUCUCAUAUACCACGACAACACUAUCGAGACCUGACAGGGAACACGGUCGAAACACUUUACUACAAGAGAAAAGGGAUGAAUGCGUUGGAGGAGAGGCUUCCAACGUCGGGGAACGCAUCGGACGACAUGGACGACGCGUCGCUGGACCGCGGCAUUCCGGGAACGGAGGACGAGGACGCGUCGGUGGCACGAGCUCGAGCACACGUUGCCGUCCUCGAUGAACCUACGGGUGAUCGAGUCCCACGCGAUACGACGGGAGAUCAAGCCGUCUUGGGAGCAGCUGCGGCGCAGGACGGGGUAACGGCCUUUGCCGUGACGGAUGAAAGUGGACAACUCGUCCUCGCACGUUUUCAACAGUUUCUCGGACAAUUGUGA
Phaeodactylum tricornutum CCAP 1055/1 is the source of this 2223-nucleotide messenger RNA. RefSeq lists its product with no specific name. The transcript has 5 exons. Lineage: Eukaryota; Bacillariophyta; Bacillariophyceae; Surirellales; Neidiaceae. The coding region runs from base 1 to 2223 and encodes 740 amino acids. Gene Ontology annotation, molecular function: N-acetylgalactosaminide beta-1,3-galactosyltransferase activity. The record is from RefSeq and is a predicted model, not a curated record.